Phragmites australis (common reed) is the source of this 1054-nucleotide messenger RNA. RefSeq names its product nuclear transcription factor Y subunit B-8-like. The coding region runs from base 269 to 937 and encodes 222 amino acids. Gene Ontology annotation, biological process: regulation of transcription by RNA polymerase II. The record is from RefSeq and is a predicted model, not a curated record. The transcript has a single exon. Gene Ontology annotation, cellular component: nucleus; CCAAT-binding factor complex. NCBI's taxonomy places the organism in Eukaryota, Viridiplantae, Streptophyta, Magnoliopsida, Poales, Poaceae. Gene Ontology annotation, molecular function: DNA-binding transcription activator activity, RNA polymerase II-specific; RNA polymerase II cis-regulatory region sequence-specific DNA binding; protein heterodimerization activity.
CCCGCCCAUUCCCCACCACCCUCCCUCCCUCCAUUACUAUUCCACUCCAGCUCUCGAGAAUACAAACUCCUCGAGAAUUUUCCCUCCUUUUCUUUUCUCCAUAGAUUCUGUUCUUGCAUCCAUCCAGUUCUUGCCUCCCAUGAUGCUUCGACUGAUUGGAGUCGUUUGAUGACAUCAGCUGCCUGCUCCGCUUCCUCGGGCUCCUUGCUCUGUUUCUUGAUUUGAGGCAGAGCAGGGCGGGAGACAGAGGAGGGAGGUGUCGGCGGCGAUGCCGGACUCGGACAACGACUCCGGCGGGCCGAGCAACGCGGGUGGGGAGCUUUCGUCGCCGCGGGAGCAGGACCGGUUCCUGCCGAUCGCCAACGUGAGCCGGAUCAUGAAGAAGGCACUGCCGGCGAACGCCAAGAUCAGCAAGGACGCCAAGGAGACGGUGCAGGAGUGCGUCUCCGAGUUCAUCUCCUUCAUCACCGGCGAGGCCUCCGACAAGUGCCAGCGCGAGAAGCGCAAGACCAUCAACGGCGACGACCUGCUGUGGGCCAUGACCACGCUCGGCUUCGAGGACUACGUCGAGCCGCUCAAGCACUACCUCCACAAGUUCCGCGAGAUUGAGGGCGAGAGGGCCGCCGCGUCCUCCGGCGCAUCCGCCUCCAUGGCUUCCCAUCAGCAGCAGCAGCAGCAGAGCGAGAUGCCAAGAAACGCUGCCAAUGCCGGCGGAUACGCUGGGUACGGCGGUCCAGGCGCCAGCGGCAUGAUGAUGAUGAUGGGGCAGCCGAUGUACGGCUCGCCGCAGCAGCAGCCUCCGCCGUCGCAGCAGCAGCAACAACAACACCAACAGCAUCACAUGGCAAUGGGAGGGAGAGGGGGUUUCGGCCAGCCUGGCGGCGCCCCGGGCGGUUCCUCGUCGUCGUCGGGGCAUGGCCAGCAAGACAGGGCGUGAGUUGCGACGAUGCGCUUACUACGCUGAUACGAGUCCAAAUGAGUUCAUGUUAUCUGAUUGACACCUUGUUAUGCAUGGUUGCUAAAUGCUAAUUAAUCUGAGGCUCCGCUCUUGCAA